Messenger RNA from Paramecium octaurelia, 1751 nucleotides. The record is from the annotation of a GenBank genome assembly. NCBI's taxonomy places the organism in Eukaryota, Ciliophora, Oligohymenophorea, Peniculida, Parameciidae.
AUGAGUGACGAAGAAAUUGAAAUAAUAAGGUCAGAAGAAGAAUUUUAGAGGCAAAACAAACUGAUCUUAAGUCUCCAAACUGAGAAUACUGUACGUAUAUGUCAUCUAUAAUUUCCACUAGAGAUUGUAUUAGGUUGAAAAACAGCUGCGAAAAGAGAUAUAAUAAUUGCACCAGAAAUUAAAAAGUAUUGAAAUGGACAAUGCAACAUCCUCUUAUGAGAACAAGAAUUGGAGUAUUCUUAUAGAUUAAACUUAGGGGCUCAGUUGGAGAGUAAUUUAAAAAAAUCAGAAGCACAAAAUAUUUAAUAUGAACUCGAUUUAAAGAGCAUCAACAAAAAGUAAGAGAAGGACAAGCUUGAGAUUUAGAAUUUAAAACAGCAAUUGCAAGAAUCCCAAAACACCAUUGAGAAGGACUAGCAAAUAGAAAAUCUCUAAAAGGAGAUAUAAGGUUUAAACUAAAAAAUAAACGAGUUGAAUUAGGACCAUAAAUAACAAACUGAUAGAUUAAGCAACAAAUUGAAAACUGCUAAAUCAUAAUUAAAAUAAGAAUAACAAAAUUCAGUAUCUUUGUAGGAUAAAGUUAAAGAGUUGUAAGAUGACAUUGUUAACUUAAAAGAUAUAAAUUAAUAAAUGGUCACACAGAUUGAAACUUUAAAUUCAGAAAAAACUUAAAUGAUCAAUCAGAAUGAUGAAAUGCAUACAAAAUUAAAUUAGGCGUUAAUUGAGAAUCAAAAUCUUUAGAAUUAAUUUGGUUUUUCAUAAUCCCAACAUUAAGAGACACAAGUUUAUUUGUAAAAGAUGGUCGCUGAAUCUUAGUAAUAGUAAGAGGAGAAGAGACAAGCCUUUUAAAGAUAGUAAGAAUAACUGAAUAAACAAAAUUAAGAAAUGUCUAUUUAAUUAGAAGAAAUUAAAUAAGAGAGGGCUCAUUUAUUAAAGUUAGUUAGUGAAUUAAACGGUCUUAAGAGUUCCUUGGCUUAAAAAGAAGUCCAGAUCAAGGAUACGAUUGAUAAAUUACACGUAUCAGAAGCUGAAAGAAUCAAAGUUGGAAAAGAAUUGCAGGAUACAAUAUAAAAUCAUUAAACUAUAAAUUCAAAGAAAGAUGCUGAAAUUAUUAGUCUAAAAACUAAAAUUUAACAUUUUGAUACUAAAAGAGAAGAGUACUAAAAAAUAAAGAUACAGCUAGGUGAAACAAUCCAAAAUUUAUUUUUAUAAUUGGAUAAUUCCCAUAUCAAUAUAAAAAAUCUUCAUGAUUAGGUUAAUAGAUUAUAGGAUGAACUAUCCAUAUAAUAAAUUGAAAAGGAGGCUUUCCUCAAGUAAAUAGAAGAUCUAAAAUAACAAUAUGAAAGCAUUCAACAGGUAAAUAUUGAUUAGUAAAGAAUACUUGAACAAGGUUAUAAUUAAAAUAAAGAAAUUAUAGAGAAACAAAAAAAGAAAGUUAGUAAAUAUAACCAAUUAUAAGAGUAAUAACAAUAGUUAGAUUAGAUAUUGAAAUGUAUUUCUAUUUUUUAUUUUUAGAGGGUCUACCUGAGACUUUAGGUUUUAUAAUCGAAUUAAUUGAUGCCAAAAUACAAGAAAUUUAUACGCAGGAAGAUCAGAACCAAGUUGAUCAAAAACAAGAUUUUAAGAUUAAAUAAGAAAGCAUUAUGGAACAUAUAGCCUAAUUUUUCAUAAGAAUGAAAGAAGUUUUAGAAAAAGUGUAAAUUAAAUUCAUUCACAAUAUUAAAUGAAUAGGAUAAAGAAAUGAACACCCC